CGUUCGAAAUUCUCGUUUCUUGCGGUACAGCCAGGUACAGCGACCCAUUUGUAAACAGCUACAUUAAAAUGGUAAAUAAGGAACAGGUGAAAAGGGCUAUGAAGGAUCUGUGCAAGAAUGACAAGUAUUCGAUUUUACUUCCUACUUACAACGAAGUGGAAAACUUACCGAUAAUAAUAUGGCUUAUCGUAAAAUAUAUGGAGGAGAGCGAGCUCGCAUAUGAAAUUAUUGUGAUUGAUGAUGGUUCUCCAGAUGGGACACUGGACAUGGCUAAGCAACUGCAAUGCCUCUACGGCGAUGAUAAAGUGAUCUUGAAGCCCAGGGAGAAGAAGCUAGGAUUGGGCACCGCUUACAUACAUGGAAUUAAAUAUGCAACCGGUAACUUUAUUGUUAUCAUGGAUGCAGAUUUAUCUCAUCAUCCCAAAUUUAUUCCAAAAAUGGCUGAGUUACAACGAUAUCUCGAUCUGGAUAUAGUUAGUGGUACGAGAUAUGCGCAAGGUGGUGGUGUUUAUGGCUGGGAUUUCAAGAGGAAGUUAGUCAGUAGAGGUGCAAAUUUUCUAACUCAAAUUCUACUGAGGCCUGGUGCAAGUGACUUGACUGGUAGUUUUAGACUUUACAAAAAAGACGUACUGGAAAAGCUAAUACAGUCCUGUGUAUCUAAAGGAUAUGUAUUUCAAAUGGAAAUGAUAAUCAGAGCUAGACAAUUCAAUUAUACGAUAGGGGAAGUUCCAAUUACAUUUGUCGACAGAGUCUAUGGUCAAUCUAAAUUAGGUGGCUCAGAGAUUUUUCAAUUUGCAAAGGGCCUUCUGUAUCUUUUUGCCACUACGUAAUUAAAAAUAUCUGUAGGAUGGGGAGCAUCAGACUUCCUAGCCAAAUAUAUUCCAGAGUUUAUUAUCUAAACAUUAAUCUUUUAUUUUUCAACAUUUUUUUUCUUUUGCGUCUCCUGAAUCCUGUAUUCACAUAAAAAAAAAAUUUGUUGGAUAUUUUGGAUGGUUGGAUUUCUACCCUUCAUAAUGCUGUUAUAGAACACGGAAUUGUACUUGUUUUGAACUAUAUAUGAAAAUGUCAAACAGUACGAAGUGUUUCGAAUAGCCUCGAGCCUGGGAAAAAUUGUGUUUUAAAAUUAGAUAAUGUAAAAAAACUGUUCUUAAGACUUGAUUUUAUUAAGAAAAGGAUAUAUAUAGUAUUAUUAAGAAAAGUUUUAUACGCAAACGCAAUAGAGAAUUUUAUUGCUUUAGCGUUUUCGCAACAAAUCAGGGACUAUUCGUAUUUCGUAUAAUUACAUCUGUUGAGUAUUAAAUUGAAUAUUUUGGUACAUAGAACGUGAAUAUGAAAGAAAAAAUUGUUCUAACGACGAUUCGACGUUCGAUAUUUUAAAUAGCCCUAAUGUGAACUUUGUGCAUUAUUGUACAUGAUCUAUAAAAAUAGACAUCACAUAGCAAAAAGUAGACACAAAUUGUUUCAAAUACAUUCAACUGACACGAUAUAUUUUAAGUUUUCAAAAAGAAUUUUAUUUUUUUUACUUAAUCGAAGAAAUAUUGACUGUUGCAAAACACUUUUUACUGUUUCAAUAUGAGGCCAUUACCAAUAAAACUUUGUAAGCAGCAUUGUUACAUUAGGACGCAUUUACAAUAUUUGAAGUAAAUUUUUAACAUGACCCAUACAAAGAUUUUUCUAAUGUUUCGGAUAAUCUUGUGCCAAAUCUAAAUAGCCCCGGAUUCCUCUAUAUAUUUAUAUAAAUAUAUGUUUUUUUUAAAUAAAUUAUUAAAAUACUUUACACAUAUCGCUAGUUACAUUUUUAAUUCAACGAUUGAAAAUAUACAUUAAAUAUUAUCAUGUUACACUUUGCAAUCUUAUAAUUAGAUGAUGUCUUAUUCGUGCUGUGAACAUUGAAAAUAUGCGAAUUAUAGAGACGUUAUUAGUGAAGAAACCUUAAAGACGCCUAAACAUACGAUCGUUUUUCUAAAUUAAUUGUAAAGUUUAUACAUUUUUAUGGUUUUACGUAAUGAAAAUGCUUUUUCGCAUUAA
Molecule: messenger RNA, 2028 nt
Organism: Solenopsis invicta (red fire ant)
Lineage: Eukaryota; Metazoa; Arthropoda; Insecta; Hymenoptera; Formicidae
Gene: Dpm1
Product: dolichol-phosphate mannosyltransferase subunit 1
Exons: 4
Coding region: 69-830 (253 amino acids)
Biological process (GO): protein O-linked glycosylation via mannose; GPI anchor biosynthetic process
Cellular component (GO): endoplasmic reticulum membrane
Molecular function (GO): dolichyl-phosphate beta-D-mannosyltransferase activity
Source: RefSeq, a predicted model, not a curated record